GUUUGUCAGUUUAAACUCGUAGCUAUUUACACACAGAUUCAUUUUUAUUUCGUAACGUCAACGAGCAGCAAAUAAAUAAAAAUUCGAAAAAUUCAAGUGGUCGCACUAUGUCUAAUCUCCAAGAUGUACCGCUCGCUGAGCCAGAGCAAAUGGCAGAGGAUGUGGCCGCUACUGGUGCAGAAACCGCUGAGCACAAAUCCAAUUCGCUGAAACGCUUCUUCAAAAUGGGCAAGAAGUCAAGCAAUCUGAGCGAGGCUAACGAUGAAGUGUCUGCCGAAGUGGAAGAAGACAUCAAUAAAGAGCAAACUAAGCAUAACAGCAUUAGUCGCUUCUUAACACGCUUGAAGAACAAUCCCAACAAGACGUCAGGUGCUGUGACCUUUGCAGAGACUGCUGAUAACCACACCAGCAGCAACAUGGCCGUGCAGACAGAGCAAUCGGAGAUUGGUGGGGAAAAGCCUGAGAAGCCAGCUCCAAAUGCAAAGCACAACCUGAGAACAUCCAUAUCAGGCUAUUGGAAGAUGCUCUUCCAUCGCCAGAAAAACGCCAAUCAACAAGAUGCGAACAACGAGCAGUCAGAGCAACCAUCUGAUGUGGCAGCUGAAGCUCCAGCAGUGCCCAAUGCGCCACCGGUACCGGAGCAGCAACAACAGCAGGCGCAACAAACUGAAACUGUUUUAGUUCAUGAUGUGUCUACCGAAACACCAAGCCCAUCGCAUCAUGACUUGAUGCAGGCUGUGUUGGUUGAGAAGUUGCCACAGGUAGCAGCUGAGAUGCCAAACAUGCUGGAGGCUGUCCAGAUGUUGGCGGUAUCCGAUGAUGUGGCUGUGCCAAUGCAUGACGACAACUAGGUCCUCGAUUUGAACCCAGACUAGAAGUUAUGCACUUUGCUUGCCACUGUCACAUUUUCUCCUUAGAACUCGGUACUUUUGUGACCCUUAAACAACGAUUUGAAAAAGUUCAUCUGCAGUUCGGCAUUAAUUGUAACUUCCAUUGUGAUGAAUUAAACAUUAAACAAAGCUUAUGAAUAUAACGAAA
Molecule: messenger RNA, 1038 nt
Organism: Drosophila busckii
Lineage: Eukaryota; Metazoa; Arthropoda; Insecta; Diptera; Drosophilidae
Product: immunoglobulin A1 protease autotransporter
Exons: 2
Coding region: 108-851 (247 amino acids)
Source: RefSeq, a predicted model, not a curated record